ACACUUUGACUCUUAGCGACUUCCAAUUGCCAAAGCAACAUAUUCUCUCUAAGAUCGUUAUGCAAAUGGCACGGGGAGAGAGGAUAAAUCUCUGAAAAUAUUUGUGAAACGACAAAAAAAAGUGAUGAAAAUAAAGGAAUUACCGCAGAGAUGGCAUCACCGAGGUGUGAUGUCACAUACCUAUAGGUUCAUGAUGCCGAUUAGGGAGCACUGAGUUAUCAACACAAUCACACGCUCGAAGGCCGACGCUUUAAUUAUUCACAAAUUUGAGAAGUUUGGCAACACAGCACCUAAGCACAAAUAAAGUGCUAGUGAGACCUUAAACGGAAAGAGACAAAACUCCAUUUUGAUUUCAACUUUUCAAAAAUAUAGGAAGUUUGGAAUUGUGCACAGUGAAAUAAACUAUAUAACCAUAUUGAAUGAUGUGCAUAGUUUUUUCCGUAAAGCAAACGCAAAUCUGGACUGAAAAGGAGGGGUAUCGGUAAGGGCCGAUUUUGGCCCCACUUCAAAAAAUCAUCUGAACCCAUAUUUUAAGAACCCUAGGGUAGGUGCAUUCUGGCGCAAAAUAUUUUUGCGAUUGUGCAUCGUUUUCCUGCCAAAACAGCCGACUCAAUUUUUCGGCUUUAGUUCUACCACGCCUUUAGUUCAAGGAGCUUACAGUCAUAUCAUGCGGAAAGCAGUGAAUACGAAUAACCUCAUUUUAGGUCUGCCUGAACACUAAGUCUCGGUUGUUCAUCGUCGAACCCAUAGUGGAGCAUGGAUUUGUUCAGCUACCCAUCUCGUGUAAUUUUCUAAUCCCCGAGAAUUUGGACUUGAUGGACUUGACCUUCGAUUCAAACACAGUUUGGUGUUUGUGUCGAACAAGUGAAGGAGAGACUGUUGUUCACAGCAUCAACCUACUAACUGGUCAGUGGCAGAAGACGGAUUUGGAGACCAAUCCAAAACCUCUGAACUCAUUUUUAAGCACAGCAAAUCUUGAUCCUCGACUGGUCUACCUUCAAUACAUCUUUGAUCACAGUCACUUCUCUGUCAAUGAUAUUUCCAAGGCUCUUGGAAUGCUGUGUAAACCAGAGGACAGAGACAACAGUUUGUCCCUGAAACAACAAGUAGAAGUCGCAAUUGAAAAUGAAAUCCAAAUGGACGUCUCCGACUAUGAAUUAACUGAUGAAGAUUACAUCGACAUCGCCGAAAAAUGCUGGAACAAAUUUUAUUCUUGCUGCGUUCAGUAUCAUCAGACAUCUAGCGUCCCCUUAGGAAUCAUUUGGCUCCACUCCAUGUCCUGUGUGGUCUUAAUAAAAAAGAAUGGAUUUUCUAUCUUGCGCAACAAAGAAUACUUGGAAUCUAUCAUUGCCAACAAGCAAUUCUAUGCAACUUGCUUUGAGCGACUCGUCAAUGCUCUAGCGUCACUGGAGUUAGAUUAUGAGUUGAAUGUCAAAUUCGAUCAAGCCCUUCAUGGACUUCUACCAUUAGAUUCUACAAUUGCUCUAAUUGCUGGGCAGAUCUCACGAGAUGACAAGUUUCUUUCGGAAGCAGAGUGGCUGUCUAACAAUGAUCAGUUGUCCGUUUCACUCGUAAAAUUAGUCAGUCUUUUAAAGGAGCCUGAAACAUUUGAACCUGUUCCAUGCAUUCAAAACACCUUAAGGAGUUCGCUAGGUGUGACAACGGUCGCUGCAUGUUUAAACCAAGUCGUCUCAUUACGGCUUCUGUUGAGCCGUAAUGUGCUCGUGUUUCUCCAGCUCAUGGGAUCUCCAGAACUUGCUACCUCACUUCUUGAGGAUUUAAUCCCCAUUUGUCAAUCUUACUGGUUGCUGCAGUGGUUCGGACGGCAAUCAAUAACAGCUGAAUAUUUAGCAUCAACGUCAGGCAUUGCGCAGCCUUCACUGAUGGAUACAGUAUCUUCACUUGCGCAUCACCUUUGGCCAGCAAAGAAGAGUGCAAAUGUAGCCGAGUUCCUUUUGGGUUUGAACAAGCCUGUUUUAGUACAAGAACUCGCUCGCCUUACUGAUUCCAAAUCCUGGAGAAUAAUCCUAGCCCAAGUUUACUUGCAAAUGGGAGACGCAUUCAAAGCCUACGACAAAAUCACGGCCGAAGCGAACACCUCAGCAACAUUCUUGAGGAUGAUCCAGUUGUUUGAGAAGCACAAUUACUCGGACAUAGUAAUUGAACUUGCAGACACUGCCAUCAGUCAAGCAGAACUCGAUGACCCAGAACUCCCUACUCUUCAUUCGCUUCUGUUUUUGCACCAUCUAAAGCUGUGUCACUAUACUGCUGCUUUCACCAGUCUGAGGAGCAAUCCUGAUCCUGAGCGGCUGUCCGACUGUUUGCGGCAGCUGGUUGUUGCGCUCAUUCAAAAUGCUCGGUUGGACAUUUUGCUCUCGCUACCGUUCGGCAGUCUGUUACCUCAGCUGGAAUCGAUUAUGAUCUCAAGAGCCCGCUCACUACCCACUGAGCAAGCAGCGCUGUAUUACUCGUUUUUAUAUUCUCUGCAUAUCAAGUUUGAUAACCUCAAGAAAGCUGCAACAGUUAUGUUUGAACAAGGUUUACGAGCAGAGGAUCCUGAAAUUCAGCGUCAAUGCUACGCAAUUUGUCUUAAUUGUCUGUAUCUAGUCAACCCCAAUAAUGCUUGGAUUUUGAAACCCAAAGAAGAUGAGGUCGAGGAGAUAAUUGAAGUUCUUGAAUUGAAGGACAUAAGGCAAGAAUAUGAGCUAGCAACGGCAAAAAUCAAGCUAUCAAUGGCAAAUACUGGAACAUACCCACAAGAACUGGUAUCGAUGCUUAUCCACAAUGGAUUCUACAAAAAUGCUCUUCGAAUUUGUCACUUAUGCAACUUGAGUUACAGCCCUGUUUUAGUUUCGUUAGCGGCAGCUUGUGUUGCAUUACCACAUCAAGUUGAUCCAUGGAGUUGGCUUGUCCGGAAUGAAAUUUCAGAACUGGUCGCUGGUGACUCAAAUGCUUGCACUGUGGCGUGGAGACUCCUUGAGUGUCUUCUUCAGAAGUAUGAGAAGGAUAAUCAAACGGUGUUGCAUAAAUCUGUAGCUGAUAAAUUGAUGUCUUGUAACGUCUUUUUGCCUCAUUGGCUAGAAACUUCUUACAAGAAACGUAAUGCCAGUGAACUCCUGAGACUCUAUCUAAACUAUGGAGACUUGAAACAGGCCAGCACUUUAGCACGUGACCUUUUCCUUGCGGCACUUGGUUGUGGAACGGAGCAUUUCUCAUUGGCAGGACCUCUUGUUGUUGCUUCUCCGUCCUUAGGUCUACCAAUAGAAACAAUUGACUUGCUUUUAUUGGAGCUGUCACACCAUAAUAAGGAUGAAGCUAAGGAUCUAGAAUCAGUAUUGGAAAAAUACAUUACCACUGCCAUGAAAGCCACAGCCGAUACGAAAGCCUUGUAUGGAUGCUAGUCCGACCAAUUGUUAAUUGAGUACUCAAAGUAAUCUUGUGUAUUAUAAUGUACAGAGUAAAAUACAUUUUUUAUAACUUUAAGUUUAGUCGUAAGACUGUAAAUACUUUCAUAGACAGCAUGGAGAAGUGUUUAAAUGAGGGAAUAAAACCAAUUUUUAAAUAAUUCCUGA
This is a messenger RNA of Bemisia tabaci, 3572 nucleotides long. The record is from RefSeq and is a predicted model, not a curated record. NCBI's taxonomy places the organism in Eukaryota, Metazoa, Arthropoda, Insecta, Hemiptera, Aleyrodidae.